Galendromus occidentalis (western predatory mite) is the source of this 5736-nucleotide messenger RNA. RefSeq names its product unconventional myosin-IXa. Gene Ontology annotation, cellular component: myosin complex; actin filament. The transcript has 38 exons. Gene Ontology annotation, biological process: intracellular signal transduction. The record is from RefSeq and is a predicted model, not a curated record. The coding region runs from base 25 to 5529 and encodes 1834 amino acids. Lineage: Eukaryota; Metazoa; Arthropoda; Arachnida; Mesostigmata; Phytoseiidae. Gene Ontology annotation, molecular function: actin filament binding; GTPase activator activity; microfilament motor activity.
AGUAGGCGUUCUCGAACAUCGAGAAUGUCGAAGCCCCGCUACGUACUACAGGUUCACGUCGGUGGCUUCAGUCCCUUGUACGAAGCUCUGUCGAUCGAGGCUUCGAAGCAAACUUCGUCGUCGGAUAUUCUGCAGUGCAUCUCGAACAAGCUCGGUCUCACUGCCGCACAAUGGAACGACUUGGAACUGGCGGAGGUUGUGACCAAUGCUUCCGGACAAGAGUGCAAGGAACGAAGACUCUCUCCUGCAGAAUGCCCGGUCGCGCUCCAGUUGCUCUGGCCACAGGGUCCGAGCUCUUUCGAUGGACCGAGAUACAGAUUCGUGUUGAAAGAGAAAAUUGGUUCGAAUCGCCUGGUAAAUCUCUCCUGGAAGGCCACUGAACCCACCGACACCCAAUUGAUCAGGGACUAUUUCUUACGCUUCCUCUGUCAGCCCUCGGACAAGGAAUACGCGGAUCUCUGCCAACUUCCAGAUCUCACUGAGCAAACUCUGCUGGACAAUCUCAAAGCCAGAUUCCUGAAAGGUCAUAUCUACACGUAUGUCGGCUCCAUCUUAAUUGCGGUCAACCCUUUCAAAUACUACCCCGUGUAUAACCCGAAAUAUGUCGGCCUUUAUCAAAACCGACGCUUGGGAGAUCUGCCGCCACAUAUCUUCGCUAUCGCUGACGCAGCGUAUCAUACUAUGCUGCAAGAACGAAGGAACCAAUGCAUCGUGAUAUCGGGCGAAAGUGGCAGCGGAAAAACCGAGUCGACUAAUUUCCUGUUGCAUCAUCUCACUUCGCUCUCGCAAAAGGGUUCCUAUGGCCGGGGUGUCGAACAAACCAUUCUCUCCGCGGGACCUGUUCUUGAGGCUUUCGGAAACGCUAAAACGAAACACAAUGACAAUUCAUCGAGAUUCGGAAAAUUCAUCCAGGUCAACUAUCGGGAAAACGGAAGCGUUCAUGGAGCCGUCGUUCAAAAGUAUCUCUUGGAAAAGUCGAGGAUCGUCUCCCAGGGCGAGAAGGAGCGGAACUACCACAUUUUUUACUAUCUCCUCCUGGGUGCUUCAGCGGAAGACAAGCAAGAACUUCAUCUGUCAGAUCCCUCUCAGUACAAUUACUUGAGCGGAGGAAACGUCGGCGUAUCUAAUGUCGACGAACACUUCGAGUAUGCCCGCCUCAUGCAGAGCAUGGAAAUGGUCGGUUUCACGAAGGACAAAAUGAACAAAUCCACGCGCGUUCUCAGCGCUGUUUUACAACUGGGGAACAUCGAGUUCAGCAAACGAUCGGGCUAUCAUAGCGAUGAAUCGGUCGGCGUACUGAACAAAGACACCCUGGAAGUUAUAUCCAGACUACUCGGUGUUCGAGUCGAGACCCUCCACCAAGCAUUAGUGUCCAAGAGAGCUAAGGCGCCUGGGGACACCGUAGUCAUCAAUCAUCGACUGUCAGAAGCGAUCGCUGCCCGGGAUGCCAUUGCUAAAUGUCUUUACGGCGCACUCUUCGAUUGGAUUGUGAUGCAGGUCAAUUAUGCGCUCUUAUCGAAGAAAGACCUGGUGGAACAUCGGGGUUACUCGAUCGGAGUCCUGGAUAUCUUUGGUUUCGAAGAUUUCGGGAACCAUAAUACUUUCGAGCAGUUUUGUAUAAAUUGGGCAAAUGAGCACCUCCAGCACUACUUCAAUCAACACGUUUUCAAUUAUGAGCAAGAAGAGUAUCUGAAGGAAGGGAUACAAUGGAAAAACAUCGAAUUCGAGGACAAUAAGGAAUGUCUGGUGCUCAUUGAGAAUCGACCACAUGGACUCGUGUGUCUGCUCAACGAUCAGUGCAACUUUAGCGGAUCAACAAAUGCUCAGCUUCUGCAGAAGUUCAAAGAUUAUCACGGAUGCAAUACUUUCUACGACAAACCCCAGAAGAAGGAGAAUGCCUUCUUUAUCAAGCAUUACGCUGGUAAGGUCAAGUACCAGAUUCACGAUUUCAAAGAGAAGAACCUGGAUCAAAUGAAGCCCGAUGUAGUGGCUGUGCUCAAAUCGUCGCACAUAAGUUUCGUGCGAGAACUCGUAGGAGGCGAUCCUGUUGCGUGCUAUAGAUGGAGAGUCGUUCGCGCGUUUUUCAAGUCGUACGCUGUGUUUGCCGCCAUGCACAAAAAAUACAGUGCUCGGAGCAGAUCGGUUCGAUCCAUUUCUGAAAGGCAGGAUUCUCUGCUCUCUGACAACAACUUUUUCGAUAACUGGGGUUACGGAAGCCAGAAGGGACUCAAUGGACUUGAAUAUAUCCUGGGGGCUUCCGAAGCGAAAGUUCUGCAAAAAGCGAAUCAAAUCAUCCAGAAAAAUAAAACCUCCCGAACACGAACUCGGCACGUCAGAGGUGUAUAUACGCUGCAAAACAUCAAAAUGGCUCACGCCAAAACUCAGGGAGAUACUCAUGGACUCAAACCCAGUGUCAAACAAAAUUUCCGAAAAUGUCAUUCGACGGUCACGUCGCAAUUCGCGUCAAGUCUUUCGAAGCUGAUGGAUACGCUGAACCAAGCUAAUCCGUUCUUCGUUCGUUGCAUAAAGAGCAACGUCGGAAAGGUACCUUGCAUGUUCGACGAGGCGGUGAUCCUACAACAAUUGCGUUACACGGGCAUGCUGGAAACUGUACGAAUUCGUCAAUCGGGCUACUCUGUCCGGCUCGCCUUCGAAGAAUUCAUCCAGAGGUAUCGGAUAUUGCUACCAAACGGCCUCCUGAGUUCUCAGCAGGACAUUCAAAGCUUCUUAGUCAAAAUGCAGCUCGACACUACGAAAUAUCAAAUGGGCCGGAGCAAGGUGUUCCUGCGAGAGUCCGAGAAGUUGAGGCUCGACGAACAAUUGCACCAGCACAUACUGCGGCGCAUAGUUACCCUUCAGAAGUACAUCAGGACAUGGCUCUUGCGGAAGCACUUCCGACAGCUCAGAUCCUCAAUCGUGAUCUUCCAGGCUCACUGUCGAGGUUUUCUGCUCCGACGAGAAGCACAUAGAAUGCGUACUGAACGAAGAGCCGCCAUAGUCAUCCAGCAUGCCUGGCUAACUUAUCAGAGGAAUAAAGCGUAUUACGCGAUUGACAGGGUCAUUGUGCACUUCCAGGCGGCUUGUCGCGGUCACCUCGCUCGUCUGCGGUACCACAAAUGCGUGGCGGCGCAGAAGUUCCACUCAAUACUUUCCCAAGGAACCGCGAUUGAGCCGUCCAAAACCGCGGUGGUACUUCCUCAACGAAGACAUCCGCCUCUUAGGAGGAGCAAGACUAACGAUGAUCAAGGAUCAGAAGCUCCUGCGAGUCUGGAAGCUUCCGCAUCAGCGAGCCAUCGACAUCUCGAGCUGUCGGGAGCAUCGAUGCCGGAGAUUCGGCCACCUCGCACUGUGAAGAAAAAAGCCCCGCUACGACCGACUCUGAGCGAGAGCACUCUGAGGCAGCCAACUUCGCGUCAGAAUGCCUCAGCCAAGCGCGCAAACAUCCAUCUCCUUCAAAGGGUCAGAGUGCAACCGGGCCAAAUUUGUGCUUCCUGCAGCGGACCUGGCUACACUCACAUGGGGCAAUGCACAAGUUGCAAGAGACUCUUCCAUUCGGACUGUCCCGCCGGAUCCGUCGCUUGUACGUCAUUCUCUCAGAGCAUUCCCAAGAAGGAACGUCAAAAUCACAGUCCUCGGAGAACGCCCGCUCUGCGAGGGGAUCGUAUCUACCCUAUCCAGGGAUCACUACACCAAGAAAGGUUUAUGUCCCAACAAAAUGCUUCUACUCCGAUGUACAAUCUACCUCGAGAGACAGCCAGUCCCGCCAAGAGUUGGAAUCUCACGAGGACCACACAAUUCAAGGACCCUGGCGACAUCAUUAUCUCAGAUCCAGCAGUACUGAAGAGUCUGGAAGACUUCUUGCUGCGUAAACUCUGUACGCUGUCUGAGAACAAGUAUUCACAAAAGGAUUCAGAAGUCGACCGAGUUUUCGCCUUGGCUCUGAAGGAGUUCAAGUGCAAUCUCAUCUCAACCUACUGCACAGCUCCUCUAGAUACUCAGAAGCUCUGUCUACGAUACAAGGACCUCACGGAUCACUAUGCACAAGUUGUGGCUUCGGUGCUCAAAAACCAAACCGCGGAAACGAAGCACAAUUUCCCGACGACGAUGGCUGUCAAUGCCUUUAGAGGCUUCAUCGACGAAUUCCGGAAUAAUCAUUGUCGCGCACCUUCGGAGUCGAAAGAUUUGAAAGACAAGCCCGUUGACAAGAAGGUCAAGAAGAAAACUGCCAAAAAGCGCAAGGAUGUGAUCGAGCACCGAGAACAUCUGUUCCAUACUCAAUUAGUUCACAUUACGACGACAUGUGAAGUCUGCAACAAUCCGAUAAGGUUGAUGCUCGAGAAGGGACUGAUUUGCUCAGGCUGUAAACUGAUGUGCCACAAGAAAUGUUACUCACAAAUCGUCGCGUCGUGUAAGAAUAUGAUUUACCCUCAACGUCAUCAUUUCGGUGUGCCUCUAGACAUAUUGGUCAAGGAUUCCGAAGGUCCCGUGCCAGUCGUGGUGGACAUGCUUAUCAACCAGAUCGAGCUGCGUGGUCUCUACUGCGAGGGUCUUUAUCGAAAAGGCGGAAGGAAAGCGGAGAUCGAUCAAUUGAGAUUGAUCAUGGACGAAGAUCCCUACAGUGUGACCUUGGACAACUACAGCAUACAUGUCUUGACCUCAGUCCUGAAAGCCUUCUUUCGGGACCUUCCCGAACCGCUCAUGACCGCCGACCUAUAUUCGAAUUUCGUAUGGGCUGCUUCGAUCGCUGAUAGACAAGAGCGGCUCCAGGCGAUUUUCCACCAGUUGACGAAGUUGCCGAGAAGAAACUAUGACCUAUUCGGCCGCCUUAUGUUCCACUUGGCCCGUGUCGCUACACACGAGGAAUCGAAUCGAAUGAAAGCCGAGAAUCUGGCUAUCGUUUUUACACCGUGUAUUUUCCGCACCAAUAAGAAAGAAAAAGCUCAGGAUUCAUUGAACUCGAUAUCGAAGCAGACCGAAUGUAUAACACUGUUGAUCGAUGAUCAAUUCCAACGUCUCACGAACACGCUGGCCGAGAUCGAUACGCUUGAUACAGCGUGCCACACCGCAUCCACGAGGCUAUCUUCGUUGAGAUCGUCACGGAUGUUCCUCGCCGAGGAGAAAAACCGUACGGGCUCCGAAGAUCAAUACGAGGAAGUUAUUCUCACCAAUCAUAUCCAGAGUCUCCAGAAAGAAAAAGCCCUCCUCACCUCAGACCUGCCCAACCUCCAGCCAUCGCAAUCGCAGGGUUCUGACGACGACCAUCUAUCUACGACUGAUAUUGACGAUUCGGCUGCAGGAAGUCUUGACGAUUUCCACGAUGGCACCGCUCAGGGCGACUCAGCAACCGGAGGCGGAGGCAGUGACAAGAAUCAGGACGGGUCAGCGAGUUCGGCGAAAUGCUCAACGCGGAGUCGAGUAUCUACCCCGAUCAGACGAUUGACGCAGAGCUCCGAAGGCCAAGCUGUUUUCAACCAAGGAAGCACUGAUCAAACAAGUCCGGGAACAGAUGACUCCACGGUUCUCGUCUAGGCAACUUCUACACAAACAACGAAUUCCAAGACAAUGAAGUGCACGGGUGCAUGUGUUACCGAAAAGAAGCUCAAAUCCGACUGUGGAUACUGAACGCGGGCGGAAGUCUCGCGGACGAGUCCCCCUUACCCGGAUAUUCAUAUAUGCCAUGAAUCUUUAAUUUAUAUCGUAACUCCUGGAUGCCCAAUAAAGUCAUCUCCGGAAAGU